AUGAUCCUCGUUAACAAUUUACGUCAACAAAACUACCAACCUAUCCAUGAUGGCUCGAUUCCCGGUCAUGCAGUGAUCAACCGCGAUCGAGAAACUACGUAUCAGAAUUUGGUCAUAGAUUACUUUGCCGAUAAUCCACGUUUUGGAGAAGAUAUGUUUCGUCGUCGAUAUCGGAUGUCAAGAAGUUUGUUCCUUCAUAUUGUUGAUGCAGUGAAAGAUCAUGACUAUUACUUCCAACAAAGAAGUGAUGGACUUGGUAGAAUGAGAUUAUCACCGUUACAGAAAGUAACAGCUGUUUUUCGCAUGUUGGCAUACAGUCUACCAGCUGAUGCUACGGACGAAUACAUUAAAAUAGGUGAGUCAACAACAAUUGAAAGUAUGACAAAAUUUUAUCGUGCUAUGGUGAAAAUAUUCACAGAGCGGUAUCUACGAACACCUAACGCUAACGAUAUUGCUAGGCUACUCUAUAUUAGUAAAAAACGUGGUUUUCCAGGAAUAUUAGGAAGUCUUGAUUGUAUGCAAUAUAAAUGGAAAAAUUGUCCAACGGCAUGGUCUGGGCAAUACGCAGGACGUGGUGGGUCAUCAACUAUUAUCCUUGAAGCUGUGGCAGAUUAUGAUCUUUGGAUAUGA
Asparagus officinalis (garden asparagus) is the source of this 630-nucleotide messenger RNA. RefSeq lists its product as uncharacterized. The transcript has a single exon. The record is from RefSeq and is a predicted model, not a curated record. NCBI's taxonomy places the organism in Eukaryota, Viridiplantae, Streptophyta, Magnoliopsida, Asparagales, Asparagaceae. The coding region runs from base 1 to 630 and encodes 209 amino acids.